Molecule: messenger RNA, 6757 nt
Organism: Acipenser ruthenus (sterlet)
Lineage: Eukaryota; Metazoa; Chordata; Actinopteri; Acipenseriformes; Acipenseridae
Product: kinesin-like protein KIFC3
Exons: 22
Coding region: 2167-5106 (979 amino acids)
Biological process (GO): microtubule-based movement
Molecular function (GO): ATP binding; microtubule binding; microtubule motor activity
Source: RefSeq, a predicted model, not a curated record
CAGGUGACGCAGUGUGCUAACAGGAAACACUUGGACGUUCCCUGUGACAAAACUGCCUUCGUUUUGACUAGUAACCCCCUUAAACAAGCUGUUCCCUUUCUAGGAAUAUGCUGUAUAUUUAUAAUGAAUGAAAUUGGCUGGGCGGAUGGAGUGGUUAUUCUUAAGUCUCGGAGUCUCUCGUUUUGGAGCUUGUUGCUGUUUUGCUAUAUAUUGGUUCGGAGUGUGUACGUGUGAGACUGCAUGCAGUUAGGGCUCGGUGUGUUUAAUAACCCUGCGUAUCAGCAUAACAAGAAUCAGUUCUGAUAAGUCUCGGGCUGAUUACAAGGGGUGUGUCUGUGUGUGUUGUGCUCCCCUUCGACCCUGGGUUGAUGUAGAUCUGCGAGAAAGACAGAGAGAGAGGUUCUGCUGUAUUUCUGCUGCAUCAGAAUUGUGUAGCUGCUUCUGUUUAGCAGACCCCUCAUGCUGCACAUCCUGUUCUUAGCAUUAUAACAAUGUAUUAGUAUCUGAGGAGUGCUUUUCACCAGCGAAGUGUACUUUGGAGAAAUGUUCAUCCUUUGACAUGUAGUGUUCUUUAUUCCAUCAGUCCAACUCAUGCAGUCAAGCAACUGCAGCGUGUGUUGUAGUUUUUGUAGUCUAGGACCUUCCUGGAGAUGGGUGGGAUAGCGGGGAAGUGUCGCAUUUCUCUGGCCGCAAGGUCUGUUUUUCAAAAAGAGCUUCUGAUCUGCAUCGUAGACUCCCUGGAAAUGUCGUCUUUACGUUUUUAAUCUCCUUGGGCUGACACAGAUCCUAAUAGCCGAAGGCGUUUGAAAUUCAUUCAGAAAUCUGAUCAGGAUUCGGAAUAACUUCAUAGAGGCACAUUUUGAAAGUGUUAUCCAAACGUGCAACAUUUUCCACUUUCACCGUUAUUUUGUGUUCUGUUAAACUUAUUGAUUUGUGAAAAUUCAAGCAGUUCUGCUCACCGUGUAGAGCAGACAAACAGGCUCCCCAUUUUGAAUGAGGACUCGAAAAGCGCUUGCUAGCUCAGGUCUGGACUGCCUGCUGCACAUGGUCAGCGCUACUGUAAACUGGGUCGUAAGAGAUGAAGAAAAUCCCUUCAUCCUACAAGCGCUGUCCUUGGAAAGGAUCCUCUUAAAGGAUUUGUUGGCUUCAGUCAUCUAGGCAGUUCUGAUUGGAUUUAAAGAUGCUGUGAGACCACUUUGCAAAUAGGUGCACACUUGCAGAUGGACUUGCUUUUCAAUAGGCGAGAGUUUGUAUUGUACCUUUUUUAAACUGAGAUUCGGCACAUGGUGAGGGUGAAGGAGUUUGUACCGCCCAUAGAGUAAGUACACAGGAAAAGUGAGUAGUGUAUGAACCAACAGGGACUUGCAAAAAGCAUGUAGCCUAUGAAAACUGAGACAACAACACUGUUAGUAGAUUUCUCCAAUCGCAUUAAUCACAUGUCAGAGAUACUUAGGCGGGUGGUGCUAUGACUAGAUUGAAAGUUGUAUAUUCGCUCACAAUUCUUAAUUGGCUUUAGGGAGCAUUGGGAUGAGCAGUUGAAUGUAUUUGAUGUACUACACAAGGCUAUGUACAUGUAUCUCCUGUAUGCCCAGCUUUAAACUGACUGCUUGUCUGCACCUGCUGGCCAAUUACAGAAUCCAGGAGCUCUGCAGGCAAGGAUCACAUUCCUGCACAGUAAGCACUUUCAGGGGCAUGGCACUACUAAGGUAUUUGGCGCCCUCUUAUGGGCUAACUAAACUAGGGCACAGUGUAUACUUAAUGGCCUGCAAGAUCUUUUGUGUGCGGAACAGAUCUGUACCUAUUGCAGACAUGCUAAGCAAAAAGUACCACUGUGUUUCAGCUGGUCUUCUCCGAUAUCUUUCCGUGUCUGUUAUAUUCAAAGUUAGCUUGCUAUGCUGUGUGUGAUCUGCCCAAACCAUUACUUCCUAUAUUGGCAACAACAAUAUAAAAAAAAAAAAAACUUGCAUUUAAACAGAAACUGUAGCUGCAAAAUUAAAAAAAUUAUUAUUAGGAAGCUUAAGCAAUGAUUAAGACUCAGCUAGAGAUCAUUUAACAAAAACAAGUGAGGAAGGGAGGAGCUGUAGAACAAGCCCAGCUUAGUUUCUUACUCAUGCUACCCAUGAGAGCUAUUAAAAGUGUCCAAGCCUGCAACGUAAUAUUUAAAAUAUGUCAAGCAUCUUGAAAGCUAUUUCUUGCAGCUCCAAACUACAGCCAGCCCAGAGGCAGCACACCGUUUUCAAACCGGGGGUCAUGCUCGGAACACGCAAGACCUGGGACCUUGGCCACUCCCCCAGUCUGCAGGAGCUCUGGAAGAAGGACUGCUCAUUGGACAGAAACGGUGUGGAUUUCCUGAUGGGUGACGGCGAGGAAGAGAGCAGCACCUACAUCCCCCUGCAGCCUUCUUUGUUCCAGGGCAGAACGAUGACCAUGGAUCACCAAGAGCCCAGCAACGAGCAGGACCAGCAGCUCGUCAUACAGGCCCUGCAGGAGAAGGUGUGUCAGUUCCAGGCUCGGCUCCGAAGCGAGGAGGCCAGUCGUAAGCUGCAGGUCCAGCUGAUGCGGAAAGCCCACGAGCAGAACGUCCACGAAAAGCUGGCCCUCAUCAAGAGCCUGCAGGAGGUGGUGUGUGAGCAGGAGAGCCAGCUACGCAAGGGGAAUGGCACUGCGGGGAGGCGGUCCAGCCUGGGCUCCCGGCCCGCUCCCUCAGUCCAGCGGCUGGUGGAGACUCUGACCUCAACCCAGGAGGAGAAGAAUCGGCUGCAGGAGGACCUGCUGUCCGCCCAGGAGAGGCUGUGCAGCCGGGAGAGUGAGCAGCAGGCCCUGAUCCGCAGACUGCAGGACCAGGUUGAAGACCUGAAGGAGAAGCUGUUGGACCAGGCAGGGGAGGUGAAUCGACUCCGCUCGGAGCUGGGAGCAACAGACUUGGAGAAGCAUUUAGAAAUCCUGGAAUCAGAGAACGAACAGCUGAAACAGGAACUGAGCGCCUGCCAGUCCUCUCUGCACGAGUUUCAGGGAGCUCGCUCGGGCUGUGUGGACUGCCAUCACAACCAGGACCUGCGCGUGGGCCUAGCCCAGCUGGAGGCGGAGGUCGGGCAGAAAGACAUCAUGCUGGCGGAGCUGCAGCAGGGCCUGGAGAGGAAGGCCAGCCAGGUCUCGGAGCUCAACAGGCAGCUGGAGGACUCCCAGCAGCAGAGGGAAGACCUGGAGGAUAGGCUGAGGGAUUGCCAACAAGCCCUGGCCAAGCAGGCUGCCCAGGUCCCACAGGUCCAGUAUGUCACUAAGACGGUGGAGGUGGAGUCGAGCCGGUCCAAGCAGGCUCUGUCGGACGCUUUGUCCCGGAACCAGUACCUGCAGGAGCAGGUGGGAUGGCAGAGGCAGCUCCUGAGAGAGCUGGAACAGCAGCUGCAGGACUCGCAGAACACCACAACGCAGCUCCGUGCACAGCAAUGCGCUGACAGGAGCCGUCUUUGUCGGCUGCUCUCUAGAGCGGUGGGGAGUCACAGUGGCACGUUGGUUCGUAGGUUGUCAAAGAUCAUGCUGUAUGAGAGCGAGAUUGAGCGGAGUCAGGGUGAGCUGGUGGAUGAGCUGCAGUGCUUAGAGGAAGAGAAGAACCGGGUCAUCGAGGAGGCCUUCGUGCGAGCCGAGAGCGAGAUGAAGGCAGUCCAUGAGAACCUAGCCGGGGUGAGGAUGAACCUCCUGACUCUGCAGCCUGCCCUGCGGACUCUGACCUGCGAUUAUAACUGCCUGAAGAGACAGGUGCAGGACUUCCCCUUCCUCCUGGAGAAAGCCAUCGGUGAAGCCAAGCAGGAGAUCUGCCAGGUCAUCGGGGAGGUCAGCGCCACCAACCAGGACCUCCUGUCCAAGUACAAGCGGGAGAUGAUGCUGAGGAAGAAGUGUCACAACGAGCUGGUGAAGCUGAAAGGAAACAUCCGUGUUUUCUGUAGAGUCCGUCCUUUAGCCAAGGAGGAUGGCGAUGGGCCUGACUCCAAGAACGUGGUAACCUUUGACCCUGAAGACGAUGCUCUAAUGAGCAUAUGGCACAAGGGGAAGCCGAUCGCGUUUGAGCUGGAUAAAGUCUUCCCUCCACAAGCAACACAGGGAGACGUUUUCCAAGAAGUCCAAUCCUUAAUCACUUCCUGCAUUGAUGGCUACAAUGUCUGUAUAUUCGCCUAUGGACAGACGGGCUCAGGGAAGACCUACACCAUGGAGGGCGUCCCGCAGGAUCCAGGGAUUAACCAGCGUGCACUGCGGCUGCUGUUCUCAGAGGUGGAGGAGAAGGUGUCAGACUGGGAGUUCACCAUCACUGUCAGCAUGGUGGAGAUCUACAACGAGACACUGAGGAAUUUGCUGGGAGACAACCCCAAUGAAAAGCUGGAUAUUAAAAUGUGUCCGGACGGGAGCGGACAACUCUAUGUUCCUGGACUCACAGAGUUCAAGGUUGAAAGUGUGGAUGAUAUCAACAGGGUGUUUGAGCUGGGUCAAAUGAACCGGGCCACAGCCUGCACCAACCUAAACGAUCACAGCUCCCGCUCCCAUGGGCUGCUCAUCGUCACGGUCAGUGGGAUCAACUGCACCACCGGUGGCCGCAGCACAGGCAAGCUGAACCUGGUGGACCUGGCGGGUUCGGAGCGCAUUGCGAAGUCUGGUGCGGAGGGCAGCCGGCUCAGGGAGGCGCAGUGCAUCAACAAGUCUCUGGCAGCGCUGGCAGACGUCAUCCACGCCCUGCGCUCCAAACACGGGCACAUCCCCUUCCGCAACUCCAAACUGACGUACCUGCUGCAGGACUCGCUGAGCGGAGACAGCAAGACGCUCAUGAUGGUCCAGGUCUCUCCAGUCGAUAAGAAUGUGAGCGAGUCGGUUUGCUCCCUGAAAUUCGCCCAGAGGGUUCGCUCAGUGGAGCUGGGGCCGGCCACACGCAAAGCCGAAUACCAGUCCUCCACCUCCUCUUCUCCCACCCCCACUCAGGAAAACCUGGAGGUGGAUUCUCCACCAGCAACCCCAAUGCCCACUGUGUCGACACGCGGGGCUGUUACUGCCUCUGGACGGACAGGGGGCAGCACCAGGAGGAAACUCCCUCCCUCAGGAAGAGUAAAAUUUACAGCCUGACAUGGAAAGGGACCUGCAAUCCUGGAACGUAUUUAUUUUUUGGUCCCUGGAUCUUCUGCCUAUACCUGUUGUAUCCACUGGACUGUGCACUGAUCAGCUGAAGUAGAGGACUCUGUGUGCAAUUUCAGCAUGGCUGUCUCCUUCUCAUUGCUGAUUUCCUGCUGCAAUGGGUUCUUCUAGAGGUGACAUUGUCUGUGGCACAGAACUGAGAUCUCCUGUCUUCAGCCUUUGCCAAUCAACUGAACUGCUGCCUUUUUAUCUGGAGGUUUUUGAUAUUUGAAGCUUGGAAAGGGGCGGGGAAGGGGGGGCACAUCUCCAUUCUUAGUUUUGCUGAGUGGGGUAAGCACUUUAUUUGUUCUGCUGUAAGACCAAUACAUGUAUUUUAAUAUAUAAAUGUAAUUUUUUUUUAAUGUUCUAUAUUGUGGUAUUGUUUUUAGGGUACUGUAACAAACUGAAAAGAAAACAAAUUUACGUACCUCCCUGGAUUGAUAAAUAAAGUCUUUAUUUUUUUUAUUGAUUUAGGUGAAAUGCACUAAAAUAGGACACAUGUGUUUUGUAAGCAAGCAGUGAGAUGCCUUUAUAUCUAUGCAAUAGUUUUUAAUUCUUCAGACCCAUUUAUUUUUAUUGGGAUCUUUUAGCUUGGAGCAUAAUUCUGAUAAGAAAUGGGUAAGUAUCGGAGUUCCAGUACUAAAAGUGAAAGUUAACUGUCUACUAUGGAAAAGUGCUUCCAUUAUGAGAAUCAGUCCCUUAUAAUUUAACCAGCCAUUCAAACCCAUACCCAAACAUAACAUAACAUAACAUGUGUUUUAAGGUUCAGACAGUUUCAUUUCAUUCCAGAGUAGAACUACAGUGUGCAUAUGAAAUGCUAAAGUGAGCUUGUGUGAUAUAUCUCAAAAAAACAGUUUGCAUGGAAAUCUAUGAAAUAGCCAGCAACACAGCUCUAUACUGAACCCUGCAGCUUACUCAGCACCCCGAGACACAAUAGAACUUCAGUAUAUUUCUACCAUGUGUGCAGCGCUACCACAGAGCCUUAGCUGGUGUAGGAAAAUCAUUUUCUACUCUUAAUAAACAGCGAGAACUGGCACACAGAGUACAUGGAAAGGUGAAUAAUUAUACUUUAGUUUGGGAUUUCAUUAGAUCGUUUUUUUUAAUUUUAUGAUAAGUCCUCCAAUACUCCCUGACCAGUUCCGCUGAUAAUUUCGGUUUGCUUGAUAAUAAUAAACAUUAAACCAAGCAACAUGGGAUCAGAGCCAUUACUACAUCCUAUAUCAAAUAUUAUCCUGAAAAUCCUACCUUCCAAAUGGACCUGCUUUUAAUGAGUUAAUGCAAUAAAACCCAAUUGGACUUAAUUGGUGUGUAAAUAAAUUGCAAAGAAAGCACUGUACAGAUGUUUUUGUAGAAUACCAUUUAAUUGUACCUGACCAGUAUUUUCUAAUGUUCUGUUUGUAAAUGUUUUCUUUAUCUGUGUGUUCAAGCAGAAGUUUAAAAAAAAAAAAAAUGUAUACUUGGCAACAACACAUAUGUGUUUUGUUUUUUUUUUAAAGCCAAAAUGCUUUUGUUACAUUCAGUGAACUUCUUAUUUUAAGCCUUGACAUACAUUCGAAAUGAAUUACAAUUAAAAACAUAUUCUUGUUUUGGUUUUAUUAAUUUA